Molecule: messenger RNA, 1682 nt
Organism: Alosa alosa (allis shad)
Lineage: Eukaryota; Metazoa; Chordata; Actinopteri; Clupeiformes; Clupeidae
Gene: odr4
Product: odr-4 GPCR localization factor homolog
Exons: 1
Coding region: 87-1445 (452 amino acids)
Biological process (GO): intracellular protein localization
Cellular component (GO): endomembrane system
Source: RefSeq, a predicted model, not a curated record
GGUGUGCUUCUAGAGAUGCUAAAAACCAGCUGGGGUUUGGAAUAAGUACGUGUCACUUCACAGCUGUACAGCAAAACUAAUCGAAAAUGGGAAGAGGUUAUGUUGUUGAGGCUGUAGUGGAGAAAUAUUUCUCCAGUUUAGAGGCUGGCAGUGCAGCCUUUACUACUGGCUUAUUAAUUGGUCAGUCCUCACCCCAAAGAGACUAUGUGGUACUGCCUACUAAGACACCGCAGAGAGGGACUGAAAGCAGUAGCGGCGCACUGGACGAUGUUGAUAUCGAGUGGGUGACUGAGCAUGCAAAACAGGUAUCAAGAAUGCUACCUGGUGGUCUGUCUGUGCUUGGUGUGUUCAUGAUCGUUCUUCCAGAGCUGUCUAAAGAAGCCAUGAAUACCCUGCGAAAGUUAGUUUUCGCAGUUGACAAGUACUUAACUAAAGGAACGCUUUGGGAUGGCACAGAUGAAGAUGUCACGGAGAGGGUCGCCCUUCAGAUCUGCUCCAAAACCCGUAAAGUCGUUUGCAAAACGUUCGAUGUGAAAGAUCCAAAGAGCUCAGCUAAACCAGCAGAUUGGAAGUACCAGAGUGGCGUGUCUUCCAGCUGGCCAGUAGUGACAUGCUCCGUUAGACUGGACCUUCGUCUCCCAGUAUUGGACAGGUCUUCAGAGGAAAAGCACAAGAGUAUUAAGGAAGGACUCCAGCGGUGGGCCAAGCGAAUCAUAGCCAGCACCUGUCUCAUCAAUGGCAAAGUCAUGGCCCCUGAGGCAGAGCUGGUGGCUGGACAGAAGAGAAACCCUAAACUCGGCCAGCAGAAAUUCCAGGCGCAAGUCCUCCUCCCUCCUAUGGAGACCCAGUUGGAGUCGAGCGUGUGUGUGGCAGCCCAGCCCAGUCCCUCUGUGGUGAUCAGAGGCCAGGUGUCCUGCAGGGCCUACGUCCACUCCAAUAAGCCAAAAGCCGGCCAGGCCAUGGAGGCCAUUAAGAGGGACAUCGUGAACACUGUGUCCUGUCGGGUGGACAUGCUCUUCGACGACCUCUACAUGGAUCAGGCCGAAGACCGAGGGGCUGCAGAGGGACAGCAGUGUUUGCCCCUCAGAGUGUUUGCCCCUGUGCCCGAGGCAGGUUUCUGUGUGUGCGACUACAUGUUUCCCGACGAGAGUGUGGCCGAGGUGGCCGAGCACCUCCAGGAGAUGCUGGACUGCAGCGUCACGGAGGAGAGCAUCUGCUCUGGCCUGGAGGUCAGUCACGUAGAGCCCUCCACACCAGCACCAGCACCCGCACCCACACACGGCACAGGCAUCCACCAGGAGGAUACGCCUCCACACCUACAGACGGAGGCCCCUAAAGACGUCCCCAAAAAACAGAAGAACUUUGGCUACUUUGUCGGGGUGGUCGUGGCUGGCGGAGUAGCAGUCUUGGCAGCUGUGACCUCCCUGCUUUAUCUUGGAGAAUAACCAUGUGAUGGGACUCAUAGACAUGUGCUUCGAGGACACAUGGCCAAUGGAAUGACACAGAAUCAUUAAAAUCAAUUUGGAUUUAGUUAAUUCAAGAUUCAAAGUUGGUUACACUUUCAGUUCUGUUUAUGUCAUGCCUACUCUGUUGAGGUCUAAUAUGAACUGUGCUCGUUUUGUGUUGCUGCUGUGGGACUUAGUAAUGUAGGGUAAGAAAUUAAAUAAAUGAAUUUGUAUUUC